Messenger RNA from Polyodon spathula (Mississippi paddlefish), 2996 nucleotides. It is a transcript of the gene rbbp8nl, whose product is annotated as retinoblastoma binding protein 8-like. Lineage: Eukaryota; Metazoa; Chordata; Actinopteri; Acipenseriformes; Polyodontidae. Gene Ontology annotation, biological process: double-strand break repair via homologous recombination; DNA double-strand break processing involved in repair via single-strand annealing. Bases 240 to 2045 code for a protein of 601 amino acids. Gene Ontology annotation, cellular component: site of double-strand break. Gene Ontology annotation, molecular function: damaged DNA binding; double-stranded DNA binding; flap-structured DNA binding. The record is from RefSeq and is a predicted model, not a curated record. The transcript is spliced from 15 exons.
GGUAAACUGCUUGGGCAAGUUUCUCCCCAGGAGCUGAGCGAUUCCCUGAAUCUCAUUCCCCUGUGUGUUGGACUCUUGUGCGAGGCUCUAGCGAAAUUCUCCUGGGCAUUUCUCUUUCCACAUAGCAUCUUAAAGAAUGCAGAACCGGGAGUGUGAACUUUGAAACUAGGAAGAAAGAAGUAUAAGGGAUACAGGAUUUCUGGUGUUCUGGUACAGUGACAGGCAGCCUUGGUUUUGCCAUGCCUAUGGGCAGCUUUCAGGAGCUGCACAACCAACUCCGGGAGCUCCACGAGAAGGAGAUACACAGUUUGCAAGCAAAGGUUAUAGAGCUGACUAUGGAAAAAUGCUGUGACUCACAGAGAAUAGAGGAUUUAUUCAAGAAAAACCAGCAGCUACGAGAACACCAGAAGAUGCUUCAUGAGAAUGUCAAACUGUUGGAAAACAGGUUACGAGCCGGUCUGUGCGACAGGUGUACUGUCACUCAAGAUGUGGCUAAGAAAAAGCAGCAGGACUAUGAGACUUCUCAACUACACAGUCUCCAGCAUAUUACCAUUCUGGUCAACGAGAUUAACGUGUUGAAAAAGGAAAAUAAAAAGCUUCUGGAAGAGGUCAAUAACCUCAGCAGCAUGUUGGAUGAAAUGAAUGGCAGACAUCCCAAAGCACCAGUCCCAGGAUGCAGCUCACAGACGGACGCAGCUCUCGUGCUAGUUGCCACAGCGCACAAAACCAAAGAGACAUUGGAGGAAAGGGUUGUGAGGCAACAGUUCCCCAACAGUCUUGAGAUAAGAUGCCACCAACAGCUAUCAGAGGGAGGGAUGUCUGGAUAUAGAAAGCCAACAAGUUGGAGCGGACAUGAAACUCAAGUAACUGUUGAUAGCGUGCAUCAGAAAACAGAUCAAGAAACUAAGAGUAAGAACACACAGCUGGUUUCGAAUCAGCUCCACCAUACCAUUGCAAUGAUGGCAUCUUGCAUGAGAACAGAAAGUGCCAGAGCAAGCCCAGGGGAAGAGAAUGGGAAUGAAAGCAAGGCAGGAGUUAAGGGUUCAGAGGCGCCUGAGAGACAUGAAGUGGUUUCCCCUCCAGCAGUUAGAAUCAGGAUCCCAAAAGAAGAGAAACCCCACAUCCUCAACUCACAACUGGCAUACCGUGCUCACAGCGAACAAGCACUCCGACUCAAGCUGGACUGGAGUAGACGACAUGAAGAAAAGCUUGUAGAUCACAAGCCUGCAGUGGAUUGUUAUGAAAGCGUUUACUACAUGAAGGGCCGUACUGAGGAGUGGACUGUACCACAACACUUACAUAACAACGUGGACCCAAAGAAAGGAAUAUUCAACAACGCAAGUCCAGAAUACUGGCAUGAAAAUAAGUUUUACCAGCCGGCUCCCAGUGGUCUAAGCAAAAUCAACAAGGGUGAAAAUAAUAGAACUGAUGGCAUUUUGACACUGGAAGACAGAAGCAAGCCUUUAAAUCUCAAUGGAAGUGAUCAGAAGACAGAAACGGCCGAAGCACCUUUAGAUCUAUCCGAUUACGGGAGAUCCAAAGAUCAGGGCCUUCCCAGCAUGAAGGCCGAGGCUGGAGCAGAAAGCCCAAGAUCCACAUUAGAGUCAGGGGAACUACAGGGAGCUGAGUCCAACAACUCGUCCCAUCUUAGAGCAGUCAAGCGGUCUCAUAGUGACACAUCGUCCAGUGUGGACCCAGACCAAUCACCAGUGUCUUCUCACUUAGUCGCCAGUCACCAUUUCCAUCACGCAGACGAUGGAGACAACGAGGACAGCUCAGAUCAAAAUGAAGAAAAGGACAUCGGAAUUUCAAAACAGUCAAGAAAGGAAAAUGAAGAAAUGAAUCAGGGUUUAGGAAAAGCACUUUACCCAGUCGUAGCCUUGACAGUGCUGAAGACAGAAACAGAGCCUCCAGAGUCAUCGGACAGCAAGAGGGGUGCUGCUGAUGAGUCUGAAGAGCCAAAUUGCUCCGAAGGGAACGAGAAUGGGAAGGAAAGAAAGAAAAGGAAAAGAGGCGAGGGGCAGGACAAUGUAGCUUUGGACUGAGGAGACACAUUCUCUACGCCAGUAAAGAAAGUCUGCCAUCGGAAAUGAAAACUGCCUUCAUUCUUUCCUGUAGAGCUACAGUCUUUUUAGAUUUUUAACUCCAGAACAUCCAUUUCCGAUAGCCCCUGUGUUUGUCUCUGAAUAAGGAAUCAUCUGUUCCCAGUGCCACACCCACUGAAAGCACUUGCAACCAUUGGAAUUUGAUCACCAUGGAUACAACAGAAUGUGUUCUUGAGGGGCCAAAAGCCAGUCUCACAGUAUGGCUGCCAUAGCAUAAAUUCAGGCUCCAGACCGAUUGGUGCAAUGAAUUUGCUUGCCUCAAAAGUGUCAUAAAUGAGUUUAUUAGUUAAUGUAGUUCAAAUGUACAUCAAUGUGUUUUACAUGCAUGAAAAUCUUAUCAGGAAGUUGUUUGAUCAAAUCUUUGUCCGAAGAGUCUCUGGUGACGUGUUAACUAAUGUGUGUCAUGUUAGAAAAUGUAAAGGAGUUUCCUCUAAACUCAAUGCAGACACAAUGGGUCUCAUUCAUGAAACUUUAAAAAGGAUUAGAAGUCCAUUCUCUUUUCCCAAAGUACUGUUUAACCUUAGAACAUGUUCAUAAACACUAUUCAAAUAUAAUUCCUUAAAAUAAUCCUUUUGUGAAUAGAGCCUGAUAUUUGUAUAUGUAAAUAAUAAAAAAAGAAAGUCUUCAUAUUGCAUUUCCAAAUGCAAACACAUGUUGUUUUACAAAACUUCUUCAAAAGCACAGGUCUCCUCUAUUGUUUAACAUAAUACCUCCUGAUUCAUAAUUAAACAGGAAUUAAGCUCUCUCUCUCUCUCUCUCUCUCUCUCUCUACAGCGUAGUAUGUUCAAGUUCAAAUACUUUAUUGGCAUAACAAGUACUGUCAAAGAUACAAUGCAUUAGAGAACAGAAAAGAACAGACAUGAAAUAAACAGAUAUAUAUAUAUAUAUAUA